Messenger RNA from Ambispora leptoticha, 510 nucleotides. Lineage: Eukaryota; Fungi; Glomeromycota; Glomeromycetes; Archaeosporales; Ambisporaceae. The record is from the annotation of a GenBank genome assembly.
AUGUACCUACUUCUAGGUCAUCAGAUAUGUAGCUCUUCUGCUACCGUAAAAUUUCUUACUAUCGAACCUCCUCCCACAAGAUCCUGUGCAGUGCUUCCUGCUUUUAUAAUAGACGAGGACGAUGAAAAUCCAUAUUACGAUGACACAAUUACAAAGUACAUAUCUCGUCCUCAUGACUCUGAAUUUGAAAAUCUCACUUACCUUCAAUACUUUGAAAAAUACUCAAUCACACCCUCACAACCAGCACCAAUGUCACGUCAAAUUUACCGUGAUGAUUUAUCUAAUUAUGUUGUAAAAAGAACUAAAGAACUAUUAACUAGAUAUCGAUUUCUUAAUAUUGAAGACAGAGAGCUAUAUUUUUACCAACAAUUACUGUUAAACUUCCCUGCAAGAGACGAAUCAGACUACAAACUUAGUCCAAACAGAACAUAUCGAGAUAAAUUUUUAUCUUUUUUUCCUGACUUUUUAACAAAUCUACAAAACCAGACAACAAUCGCACAACACUCCUGA